This is a messenger RNA of Rotaria sordida, 253 nucleotides long. NCBI's taxonomy places the organism in Eukaryota, Metazoa, Rotifera, Eurotatoria, Philodinida, Philodinidae. The record is from the annotation of a GenBank genome assembly.
UGAUUAUAAAAAUGUACAAUGAUGUAAAUUAUUUGAUGAAGAACAUCAAAAAUUUAUCUCAGCUCUUGAUUUUUAUUUUAUUGGUGAAAUUAGUGAUCAGUUUAAAGUUUCACUUAUUUAUCUACCAUAUUUUUAUGUUGGAACAAAACUUGGACGAGAAAAUACUGUUUAUGCUUAUUUAUCCAACCCAGGUCCAAUAAAACGGCGUCGUAAACGGCCUGAAACGGCUAUAAAACGGCGAUUAACGAUGUAA